AUGGGAGAAGCUUUCUCGGAAAGAAAGAGGGUAGCAAGGCCUAAAAAGAGGCAACGGCAGGCACCAAAGUAUGUACUUAGGGUGCUUGCUAGACUACCUACCAUUGCUGCCCCCGAUACAUCAUCUGUGGGGCCUUCUUCUACCCCUACAAUACAGCCUCUUACCCCUACAGUAGACCCUACUCCUACCUCUGCAAUAAACCGUUAUAAUACCCCUAUAGUACACCCUUCUCCUACCCCUGCAGCACACCCUUCUACUACCCCUAUAGCAGACCCUCUUCCUCCUCUUAUGAUUAUAACCCCCACUCCUCCCCUUGUGGUUCUUACCCCCACUCCUCUCCCUGACCGUACUUCUAUACCUUCCUCAUCUUGUAUACCGCCUUCUAAGACUGUCACACCAUUUGCUGAUCCAGAUUCAAGAGGUGAUGUUGAAGGUCUUGACCCGCCCCUCCAUGAUCGACCAUGGAUUGAGCCGUAUGGUAAAGAGUAA
Messenger RNA from Vigna angularis (adzuki bean), 489 nucleotides. RefSeq names its product extensin-like. NCBI's taxonomy places the organism in Eukaryota, Viridiplantae, Streptophyta, Magnoliopsida, Fabales, Fabaceae. The coding region runs from base 1 to 489 and encodes 162 amino acids. The transcript is spliced from 2 exons. The record is from RefSeq and is a predicted model, not a curated record.